Molecule: messenger RNA, 1589 nt
Organism: Entelurus aequoreus (snake pipefish)
Lineage: Eukaryota; Metazoa; Chordata; Actinopteri; Syngnathiformes; Syngnathidae
Product: heterogeneous nuclear ribonucleoprotein A0-like
Exons: 1
Coding region: 61-975 (304 amino acids)
Molecular function (GO): RNA binding
Source: RefSeq, a predicted model, not a curated record
UGGCACGUCCACCAUUUUGAGCGAGCGUUUCAACUUACCGCACACUCAUCCAAUACAAAGAUGUCCGACCAGCUUUGCAAGCUCUUUGUUGGAGGCCUCAACGUGGACACCGACGACGAUGGCCUGCGUAAGCACUUCGAGCAGUACGGCAUGCUCACCGACUGCGUCGUGGUGGUGAACAAGCAGCUCCAGAGGUCACGCUGCUUCGGCUUUGUCACCUACUCGACGCCGGAGGAGGCCGACGCGGCCAUGUGUGCUAGGCCGCACAACGUCGACGGCAACUCGGUCGAAGUCAAGCGCGCCAUGUCGCGGGAAGACGCCGGCAGGCCCGAAGCCCUCGCUAAGGUGAAGAAAAUCUUCGUCGGCGGGCUGAAAGACGACAUCGAAGAGGAGCACUUGAACGACUAUUUCUGCCAGUAUGGUCAAAUCGAAAAGUCCGAAGUCAUCUCCGCCAAGGACACCGGCAAGAAGCGAGGCUUCGGCUUUGUCUACUUCAACGACCACGACUCCGCCGACAAAGCCGUGGUGAUUAAGUUCCACACCAUAAAUGGACACAAAGUCGAGGUGAAAAAGGCCCUCACCAAGCAGGAGAUGCAAGCUGCGGGCGGUCGAGGCGGCAUGGCGCCGAGAGGAAGCAGAGGCCGCGGCAUGCGGGGAAAUCAAAAUGGCUUCGGCGGAAGAGACUAUGGCGGAAACUACAGCUACGGAAAUGGCGGCGGAGGCUAUGGUGGUGGUGGCGGCGGCUAUGGUGGUGGCGGCUAUGGCGGAGGAUAUGGUGGUGGCUACGGAGACCAGGGAAGCAACUAUGGUGGCGGAAACGGCUACAGCGACUUUGGCAGCAGCUACGGCCAACAGUCAUCUGGCUACGGUCCAAUGAAAGGAGGUCCUUUCGGAGGGCAGAGGAACCCGGCACCCUACACCCGGGGUGGUGGUGGCGGCGGCGGCGGCUACCCGAGGGGCGGCUACACCUACUAGAUGAUCACCCCCCCAUCUCUACCGACUACUGCCAGGAUUUGGACGUCAAAAGUAACUCACUAAGGGGUCGUCUGUCUGGCUGACCCCGUAAACAUAAUGAAGACCUCAAAGCCCCGAACAGGUAGGAAGGUCACUUCCCAAAAAAGCCUGCUUAAAGUUAAAUACAAGCAACUAGGACACUUACCAUAUAAUACAUUUAUGUACAAUUUCCCCCAGCAUUUACGGCGUGUAGUUGACCUUUAAAUAUAUUUUUUUUAUUUGCGUUCACCCAUUGUUAAAGGGUUGUUUUCUUAAUAUUUACAUUUUAAUUACAUGCUUGUUUUCCUUGGACAAAAAAUGUUUAGUAUUAGCGGUGAUUGUGUGGUUAUUGUCAAAAGGCGUCCCCUUAUUGGAUUAUUCGCCCCUAAGUAGAGAUGGAUGGAACACCAAAGUUCCCUUCCAUCUGUUCCCCAAAUCAUCUCGCUUAGCUUGAGUUGCAGCUAGAGUUUCAACUUGUUUUACUCUUCACCUGUAGCCAUUCAUAUAUGUAUGCUUUGUACUCUGUUCAUGAGAUCCUUAUUACUGUUUCAAUAUACAUCUGUAUGUUCCUUUUUUAAAUAAAACCUUACACCACA